AUGUCGAAGGGCCGCGUUUGCCUUGACACGAGUACCAUUCUGAAGUGGCUCGUGAACGACGGGUACACCGUUGUCGCUUGCAACAUCGAUGUCGGUCAAGAAGAGGACUGGGAAGAUGUCGAGAAGAAAGCUCUCGCGGUCGGUGCCGAACGCAUGGUCAUUCGCAACAAACAGAAGGAAUUCGUCGAAGAUAUCGUGUUCAGAAGUAUUCAAUGCAACGCAAUCUACGAAGAUCGAUAUCUUCUUGGCACAAGUCUGGCUCGCCCAGUCAUUGCACGAGAGCUGGUUAAUGUUGCCAAAGAGUUCAACUGCGACUACCUGAGUCACGGAUGUACUGCAUUGGCACCUGGUAUCAAGAUCAUUGCUCCUUGGAGGAUUCCCGAGUUCAUUGCCAAGUUCCAGGGCCGGGCAGAUCUGCUCGAGUACGCCAGGGUCAACAACAUCCCUGUCUCGUCCACUCCCAAGGCUCCUUGGUCUAUGGAUGCCAAUCUCGUGCACUGCUCCUACGAAGCUGGCAUUCUCGAAGACCCCAACCGUGAGCCUCCCAAGAAUCUCUGGACGAUGACUGUUGAUCCGGUUGAUGCUCCUGACAAGCCGUACCACUUUUCCAUCGACUUUCAGAAGGGUAUCCCUGUCAAGGUCACAACCGAAGAUGGCAAGGAGGCUACUGACUCUGUUGAGUUAUUCAAACUCCUCAACAAGAUCGGGCACGACCACGGGAUCGGGCGCAUCGACAUAGUUGAAGGGCGCUUCAUAGCUGUUCUUCUUAACCUCGAGAUUGAUGGUGGAGUUGGCUAUUGGGGUUGUACAAAGCCCCACUCGGCCGAGUCCAGCCGGAUCUCCACCCUGGUCCAAAUCACGCCCGCUAGCUUGAAGAGUAGGGGUUGUUAUGAUAGUCCAGGCAUAACUUUAGCACGACUCGCUCACAUCGACCUUGAGGGCCUCACCUUGGAUUCGAAGGUUCGCGAGCUUCGUGAUACGUUUGUCACUACUGCCUGGAGCCGACAGUUGUACAACGGAAUGUACUUCUCUCCCGAGCGUGAAUUCGCCGAGAACUCGGUCAUUUUUGCGCAGGAUGGCGUCAACGGUACCGUCAAGAUGAUGGCCUACAAGGGCAACGCCUACACUGUUGGCCGCAGCAGCGAGACCAGCAACCUUUAUAGCGAGGAAGAUGCCUCGAUGGAUUCGCUCGAUACCUUCUCUCCUCUGGACACAAGCGGUUUCAUCGCUAUCCAGGCCAUCCGACUUCGAAAGUACGGCGAGGCCAAGAUUGCCCAGGGCAAGAGUCUGUAA
Clonostachys rhizophaga is the source of this 1293-nucleotide messenger RNA. The record is from the annotation of a GenBank genome assembly. NCBI's taxonomy places the organism in Eukaryota, Fungi, Ascomycota, Sordariomycetes, Hypocreales, Bionectriaceae.